Molecule: messenger RNA, 129 nt
Organism: Caenorhabditis briggsae
Lineage: Eukaryota; Metazoa; Nematoda; Chromadorea; Rhabditida; Rhabditidae
Exons: 2
Coding region: 1-129 (42 amino acids)
Source: RefSeq, a predicted model, not a curated record
AUGAAAAAUCUGCAAAACGAUCCAGAAGCUAUGAAGAAGAUGGGAGAAAAACUAAUCAAGCAUAUCAGCAAAAACCAAAAGGGUAAACAUCCGGAAAUGUUUCCUGUUGCAGGGACAAUUAUAAGGUAA